This is a messenger RNA of Eremothecium gossypii ATCC 10895, 1002 nucleotides long. It is a transcript of the gene DMC1, whose product is annotated as recombinase DMC1. Gene Ontology annotation, cellular component: nucleus; condensed nuclear chromosome. Bases 1 to 1002 code for a protein of 333 amino acids. The transcript is spliced from 2 exons. The record is from RefSeq and is marked provisional. Gene Ontology annotation, biological process: mitotic recombination; DNA recombinase assembly; reciprocal meiotic recombination. NCBI's taxonomy places the organism in Eukaryota, Fungi, Ascomycota, Saccharomycetes, Saccharomycetales, Saccharomycetaceae. Gene Ontology annotation, molecular function: single-stranded DNA binding; ATP hydrolysis activity; DNA strand exchange activity.
AUGGCACUGACGGAGACCGAGGCAGAAACCAUACAUAAUAGUAUCAUCAGUGUUGAUGAGCUGCAGAACUAUGGGAUUAACGCAUCUGACUUGCAAAAGCUAAAAGCAAGCGGAAUCUUCAGCGUGAACACGGUUUUAUCCACGACACGACGCAAUCUGCUGAAGAUCAAGGGUUUCAGCGAGGUGAAGGUGGAAAAGGUGAAGGAGGCCGCGGGAAAAAUCAUCCAGGUUGGGUUUAUUCCCGCAACAGUGCAAUUGGAUAUUCGAAAGAGAGUGUUUGCCAUCUCCACGGGCUCCAAGCAGCUGGAUUCGAUCUUGGGCGGAGGCGUGAUGACAAUGUCCAUCACCGAAGUGUUUGGCGAGUUCCGGUGCGGGAAGACGCAAAUGUCGCACACGCUGUGUGUGACUGCGCAGCUGCCACGCGAAAUGGGGGGUGGAGAGGGCAAGGUGGCGUACAUCGACACGGAGGGGACGUUCCGUCCCGAAAGGAUCAAGCAGAUUGCGGCCCGGUACGAUCUUGACCCCGAUGCGUGUCUUGAAAAUGUGUCCUACGCGAGAGCGCUUAACAGCGAACACCAGAUGGAGCUUGUGGAGCAACUGGGACAGGAACUGGCUUCUGGGGACUAUCGACUUCUCAUAGUCGAUUCAAUUAUGGCCAACUUCCGUGUAGAUUACUGUGGUAGAGGUGAGCUGAACGAACGCCAGCAAAAACUGAACCAGCACCUUUCGCGCCUCAAUAGGGUCGCCGAAGAGUACAACGUCGCAGUCUUCAUGACCAACCAGGUCCAGAGCGACCCCGGCGCCUCUGCCCUCUUUGCCAGUGCGGACGGCAGGAAGCCCGUGGGCGGCCACGUGCUCGCACACGCGAGUGCCACGCGGAUCCUGCUACGGAAAGGUAGAGGAGAAGAAAGGGUUGCGAAGCUGCAGGACUCACCAGACAUGCCCGAAAAAGAAUGUGUAUAUGUUAUCGGAGAGAAAGGUAUUACUGAUGCCGAUGACUAG